AUGGCGUUCCGCGGCAGCAGCGCGCGACUCGCGGCCACGCCAGGGGUCGGCAUCGCGCCAGAGACGACGCCGGUCAAGUACGUGCCGGAGAUGCUAAACAUUCAAAACGCCAAAUGGUGGAACGGCCGCCACAAGCCCGUCUACCGUUCAGUCUACAACGAGAAGUCGUGGCUGCAAAAGGCAAGGUGGGGUGCCUUCAUCAAGGGGAGUCGCCCUGUCAUGCGCCAGCGCUACUCCGCAGCGGCGCUGAAGGAGGCGCUCGAAAUGGUGCCGGAGGGGUUCGAGACAUGCGACGUGCCACGUCCACCGCAGCGCAUCCGGGCACAGUCGGAAGGGGUGGUGGGGCGGUGGUACACGAACUACUGGACUCUGCACUCUGUCCGCUAUCAGUGUCAACUCGCGGAGGUCGAAUGGCCGUUUGGCGAGCGGCAGCGGCCGCGCACGAACUAUGAUGAGCCGUACAUGUAUACCGACUUUGAGGAGACGAAGGCCAUUCGCGACUACCGCAGCCGCUGGAUCAACGUCAACCGCUCCCUCGUCGGCAUGUCGAAGCGAAUGAAGGAGGCGGAGGAGGAGUCACGCUACCUGCACUUCAAGAAGGUGCAGGACACCUUCUGGUCAAAUAGGAAGGUUCUCGUGAACCGCAUCAAGUCGAUGCACAACCAGGGGACGCUGCAGUCGGCCAAGGACCUGCCCCUUAAGUCAAUCAACAUCAAGGCGUUUCUGGCAGAGUAA
Molecule: messenger RNA, 735 nt
Organism: Leishmania braziliensis MHOM/BR/75/M2904
Lineage: Eukaryota; Euglenozoa; Kinetoplastea; Trypanosomatida; Trypanosomatidae
Exons: 1
Coding region: 1-735 (244 amino acids)
Source: RefSeq, a predicted model, not a curated record